AUGGAGCCCGUGCUACCGCAGGGAAAUGCAGCUGAUAAUUCCUACGGCCUUUUGUCAGCUCCAAAGGAGCAAAGAAGUUGUGCUGCUGAUACCCUUGCUGUGAGGCAGAAGAGAAGGAUCUAUGAUAUCACCAACGUUUUGGAGGGGAUUGAUCUCAUUGAGAAGAAGUCAAAGAACAGCAUUCAGUGGAAAGGAGUAGGUGCUGGCUGCAAUACAAAAGAAGUCAUAGACAGGCUGAGGUAUCUGGAAGCUGAAAUUGAAGAUCUAGAACUAAAAGAGAAGGAAUUGGAUCAGCAGAAACUGUGGCUUCAGCAAAGUAUCAAGAAUGUCAUGGAUGAUUCUACAAACCACCAGUUUUCGUAUGUCACCCAUGAAGAUAUCUGCAACUGCUUCAAUGGAGACACACUUCUAGCAAUUCAAGCACCUUGUGGUACACAGUUAGAAGUACCUAUACCCGAAAUGGGACAGAAUGGACAGAAGAAAUACCAGAUCAAUCUUAAAAGUAGUUCAGGACCUAUCCAUGUGCUGCUUAUAAAUAAAGAAUCAAACUCCUCCAAGCCCAUGGUGUUUCCAGUUCCUCCGCCCGAUGACCUUGCACAGCCCCCAACUCAACCUGCGGCUCCAGCGACUCCCCGUAAGCCUGCGACAGCUCCUCAAAAUCCACCAGAGCAACAUGACCUGAACCAAGGACAAGAGUUACCGCAAACAUCAGUUGCGGACACGCCGUCAGACGGCAGCGUGCAGCAGGAGGGGGCAACCCCAGCGGGUCCUUACUCCAGCCUUGCAGAGUCGGUGCUGUACCCCAGCCUUUCAGGAGAUGUCGCCCAAGCUACAGCUAGCUCAAAUGACUACCAGGGCUUGCUGCCCCUGGAUGUUAACUGUAUUCUCAAGCCAAACUCAUUCGACAUAGCAAAGAUGGAGGAGCCCACAGGAAAUAUCAGUGGGGAUAUUAUUGAUGAACUCAUGUGUUCUGACGUUUUUCCUCUCUUACGACUCUCUCCUACUCCCGGAGAUGACUACAACUUUAACCUGGAUGAUAAUGAAGGAGUCUGUGAUCUCUUUGAUGUGCAGAUACUAAAUUAUUAGAUAUUGUGUCAACCGGACUACUUAUCUACCUCUAACUAUAACAUUCUAGACUUCUUCAUAACCUAAGUAUUUGAAUAAUGAAUGUAUAACUUCUUAGUUCACUGACUCUGGGAGUAUAUUUCCUUUUGCUUCCUUUAACUACUUCACAAAACAAAUUCAACAACCAGAAAAAAGGGCUUUUAUAAAAAACUCUGGAACAUUUUUUUCACCCAAGUAUCCUCUGUGUAAUCUAUUUGGAGUUUUCUUUAGUAAGAAAAGUGAAAAUGCUUUAUAGCCUUUUCAUCACUUUUUAAAAAAUGAUUAGGCUUCUUGCUCACAGUUAACAGCAUUUUCUUUGAAGCUUUACUGCCAAGAAGCUUUCUAUUUUUUUUAACCUUCCAAUCAAUUUUGAAGCUUUCACUGCCAAGCUGAAAAGUGAAGGAUAUCAAUUUGAGUUACGCUAAAUUGUUUCAGUGAACCAAUUUUGUGAAGUGCCUUCUGUUUUAGCACUUUAAGUUUCUCACACUGACUUCUGACAUUCCACUUUCCUAGAUGAUAGGAAAGGUCUGUUUGUAGUUUGUAUUAAAGUGUGCCAAUACUUGUAUAUUAACAAGAUUUUUUUAAUAAAAUUGUACAAACAAA
Charadrius vociferus (killdeer) is the source of this 1707-nucleotide messenger RNA. It is a transcript of the gene E2F5, whose product is annotated as E2F transcription factor 5, p130-binding. Lineage: Eukaryota; Metazoa; Chordata; Aves; Charadriiformes; Charadriidae. Gene Ontology annotation, cellular component: RNA polymerase II transcription regulator complex. Gene Ontology annotation, molecular function: protein dimerization activity; DNA-binding transcription factor activity, RNA polymerase II-specific; RNA polymerase II cis-regulatory region sequence-specific DNA binding. Gene Ontology annotation, biological process: regulation of transcription by RNA polymerase II. The transcript is spliced from 10 exons. Bases 1 to 1086 code for a protein of 361 amino acids. The record is from RefSeq and is a predicted model, not a curated record.